Molecule: messenger RNA, 1462 nt
Organism: Arabidopsis arenosa
Lineage: Eukaryota; Viridiplantae; Streptophyta; Magnoliopsida; Brassicales; Brassicaceae
Source: the annotation of a GenBank genome assembly
CUUUAGAAUCUGUUGAUUGUUUAUCGAGGAAAAAAAAACAGUGAGGCUUUAGUUUUGAGAAAUGGGUAAUUGCUUAGAUUCAUCAGCUAAAGUGGAUAGUAGCAGCCAUAGUCCUCAUGCUAAUUCUGCUUCAUUGAGCUCAAGAGUUUCAAGCAAGACAAGUCGUUCCACAGUUCCUUCAAGUUUAAGCAUAAAUUCUUACAGCAGUGUUGAGUCUUUACCUACACCGAGAACAGAAGGAGAGAUAUUGUCAUCACCAAAUCUUAAAGCUUUCACCUUUAACGAGCUCAAGAACGCUACUAGGAACUUUCGACCCGAUAGUCUUUUAGGCGAAGGAGGUUUUGGUUAUGUGUUUAAAGGAUGGAUUGAUGGAACUACUUUAACUGCUUCUAAACCGGGUUCUGGAAUUGUUGUUGCUGUUAAGAAGCUUAAAACUGAAGGUUUUCAAGGUCAUAAGGAGUGGUUGACUGAAGUGAACUAUCUUGGUCAGCUUAGUCAUCCAAAUCUUGUCAAACUAGUUGGGUAUUGUGUAGAGGGCGAAAACCGGUUACUGGUAUACGAGUUCAUGCCAAAAGGAAGCUUGGAGAAUCAUCUUUUUAGACGUGGUGCACAGCCACUUACGUGGGCUAUAAGGAUGAAAGUUGCAAUAGGAGCAGCCAAGGGACUUACUUUUCUCCAUGAUGCAAAAUCGCAAGUGAUAUACAGAGACUUUAAAGCUGCUAACAUCCUACUCGACGCGGAAUUCAACAGUAAACUUUCAGACUUCGGUCUAGCUAAAGCAGGUCCUACCGGUGACAAGACGCAUGUGUCCACACAAGUCAUGGGUACUCACGGAUAUGCUGCCCCAGAAUAUGUAGCAACAGGUCGAUUAACAGCUAAGAGCGAUGUAUACAGUUUCGGUGUGGUACUGCUGGAAUUACUCUCUGGACGUAGAGCGGUGGACAAAUCAAAAGUGGGAAUGGAACAGAGUCUUGUGGACUGGGCAACACCGUAUCUCGGUGACAAGCGAAAGCUCUUUAGAAUAAUGGACACGAGAUUAGGCGGUCAGUAUCCUCAAAAAGGAGCAUACACAGCAGCUAGUCUUGCAUUGCAAUGCUUAAACCCCGACGCAAAACUCAGACCAAAAAUGUCAGAAGUUUUGGCCAAAUUAGAUCAGCUUGAAUCAACGAAACCUGGAACUGGAAUUGGAAACAGACAAGCUCAGAUUGAUUCUCCAAGAGGUAGUAAUGGAUCUGUUGUACAGAAAUCUCCGAGGAGGUAUAGUUAUGAUCGGCCUCUCUUACACAUAACUCCUGGUGCUUCUCCUUUGCCUUCUCACAAUCACUCUCCUCGUGUAAGAUAGGAAUCACUGUAAUAGUUUUCUUUUGUUUUUGUCUGUUGUAUGCUGCUCUGUGUGUAAAAUGUGUUGUGUAACGGACCAAAGUUUCAUUCUUGGCUCAGUUUAUAAAAUUUGGUUUCAAUA